AUGGCUGGAUUUUAUCGCAGCACUGAAAAUUUCGCUAGAGACCAACCGAGGGAUUUGGUAAAAUGUUUUUACUGCAUGCUGGAGAAGGGAUAUUGGUGCAAGAGAGACGAUCCAGUAGAAAUUCAUAAUCGAUUGAGUCCAGAUUGUAAGUGGAUGAAGUACGACAUAAGAUCAGAUAGUGGAUGCGAGGCUACCAUAGCCGAAUGUGUGUUGAUUAGGGAGAAACAGUCAAUGCUGUACAAUAGAUUAGUAGAUGACGGAAGUUGGGACCGCGAGUUUCCAUAUCCACGCAAUUUUAUUAAGCACAUCCGCAAUUCUGUAGCGUGGUUGUAUGAUUCGGUGAAUCUUAACGUAGACCACAGGGCUCAGUUCCCACCGUUAAUCUUGAGCGAACGACCCAUCUAUUGCGAUGAUACGACGCGACUGUUAGAUUGGAUAUUGUUUAAUAGCAAAAUUGUUGCUGGCGAGUUAGAGACGAUGAUUCGUCGAAAAAUUUGGUGGUAUGUGAACAAGACUUAUGUCGAAGCUAAUGGAUAUAUCGCAGCUGCAGAUAAGGCGAUGUGUGUAAAGACUGGCAGAAAGGAUUUGUGUAUAGUCACUAACAGAUUGGCGACGUUUAAUGAUAAUGCAACCCCAUUUCUGACGAAAAAUGCCGAAGCUUUUGCCAUGGCUGGAUUUUAUAGAUUACCUAAAGGUACUGAAGAUAUUGAAGAUGGUGAUGCCAUUGAUAGCUGUUAUUGUUUCUUUUGCGGAUUAUGUGGGGAAAACUGGACAGAAGACGAUGAUCCGUAUCACGAACAUGUAAAAUGGUCUAAUGGCUGUGGAUACAUUAGAACGAAGUUGAAUAAACCACAAAUGAAGUCCAUCCUGUACCACUUCUACAAGGAUGCAUUAGCGAAGACUUUCGAUCUAAAUUUCAAACGGUCUGUUCUUGAGAACAUUUUAGAUCUGAAAUCCUGUUCUCAAGACGAUAUGGCAGUUAAAUCGCUCAUAUUUCGCAGCUUGGAACGUAGGCCGGAAUUAUUAGCACUGAUAGGAAAGUUCACCAUUACCGAAAUCGUGAAUGAGUUAUUUUAUAAGAUAUCAGCCGAUGGUUUAAACCGGGAUGGGAUGUUAUCGAUGGUGCUCAAUAUCACACGAGAAGAUCUCGAGGCACGUUUAACAGCGAGGUGCGUUAGGAAGCCUACAUUGUGCGAAUGUCAAGAAUCGAUAGGAAUCGAUGAUAAACCGGGAAUAUCUGGUACCGAAGUCAAAGAUUUCGAAAUAGACGAGGUCGAACCUCCUAGCAUCGAAGAAUUGUUAAGUUUACCAAUGCCAAAACCCGAGCCGCCCAAGACUUUACCAUAUGCACAGUUACCAUCCACCAAUCGAGCAAAUAUGUUCGCAAACGAGGAGUACAAGAAAUAUACGAGAGAGCAAGCUAUUGACAAGCUCGAGAAUUUGCUACAAUCGUAUACUUGUGCGGUGUGUAUGUCUGCACCCAGCUGUAUAGCAUUUAUACCGUGUGGACACAUGGUUACUUGUACCAAUUGUAACAUGGGUAAUCCAUACGCUACGUGUCCACUGUGUAGAGCCAAGAUCGAAUCGCAAGUGCCAAUUCGUCUCUGUGAGACUCAGACGUCAGGAUGUUACGCUUGA
Ostrea edulis (European flat oyster) is the source of this 1638-nucleotide messenger RNA. RefSeq names its product inhibitor of apoptosis protein-like. The record is from RefSeq and is a predicted model, not a curated record. Gene Ontology annotation, cellular component: cytoplasm; nucleus. Bases 1 to 1638 code for a protein of 545 amino acids. NCBI's taxonomy places the organism in Eukaryota, Metazoa, Mollusca, Bivalvia, Ostreida, Ostreidae. The transcript has a single exon.